Molecule: messenger RNA, 858 nt
Organism: Trichoderma asperellum CBS 433.97
Lineage: Eukaryota; Fungi; Ascomycota; Sordariomycetes; Hypocreales; Hypocreaceae
Source: RefSeq, a predicted model, not a curated record
AUGGCAGUGGCACCACAUAGCCCUUCGGCUGUGCAGGAAGCGCUAUCGCUGCCCGAGAUCUUCGCCAUGAUUCUGGAAGCCGAGGAGUGUAGCGGUGACAAGAACUACCUUGUACCUAUUUUGGACGUCCGUGAUCUCAGAAAUGCCAUGCGGGUGAAUCGAUUAUGGUUUGAGAUCGCAGCAGAGAAGAUAUGGGCUGACUGGGGAAUUGAUGUACUGGCGCCUGUUUCACGGCUACAAAAUCUGGAAGAAUUGACUAUCGAUUACCUGCAAUCCAACAUCAUUGAUGUCGAAGCAUUGAUGAAACUGGGCGCUCUUUCAAGGCUUUCAAGACUUCACUUGGGUCCCUUUCCCCACGAGACUAGAAUCAGCCUCGUGCAGUCUGAAUUUUCGGACCAUGACUGUGAGGCGUUGGCCCGUCGAUUGCCGCAUCUCCGCCACCUUCGACUUCGGAUGCAGUGCAAUAUCUCUACUAAAGCGGUGGAAGCAUUUCUACGCCAUUGUCCGAACUUACGGAAGUGCGAGGUGUUCCAGCCGCUCAAUACUGAUAAUUUAUUCACUGCUGCCCCUGGCGUCCUGGUAUUUCCACAGCUAGCUACGUUGAACUUGAAGAGACUAACCGGUGAGGAAAUUAUGAGCCGAAUGACACCAGAAGAAUUUUGUGAUUCAUUCGAGAGUCAGUUUCCUGGUAUAAAAGAGAUGAGGCUUUGGUAUGGCACUGUUGCAGAACACAACUACUACGAGGAAGCUUUUUCGAUAUGGCGAAGCAGGAGGGAAGGAAGAGCUUGGGAUAGUGACGGUAACAGCGAUAGUUCUCAGGAGGAGAGCGAUAGCAGCGAAUCAAUGCAGAAUGACUAG